CCUCCGCCCUGUCUCUCGGCGGCAGCGGCGGCAGCGGCGGCUCGCGCAGCUCGUUGGCUCACUAUAUAAAGGGAGAAGCGGGCGGACCGGACGGCUGGAGCUGCAGCCGGUGGCGGCAGCGGCGGCGCGGGGAGCGGCGACCAGUGGUGGUUUCCCUCCUUGGCGCGGGGUGGGGAGCGGGCAACGCCCCCCAAACCCCAGAAGGGUCGUGCCCUUUUUUUUUUUAAGGGCGAUCCUCGAGUUUUUAGCUCCGGGAGGACUGCCCCCUCCUCUUCCUCCCCUCGCCGAUCCCCUCUAAUCCAGCAGGAUCCGAUUUUGUUUAAAAUUCCCCCCCCAAUUUUGCGGUGGCUUGGGUCACCCUCUGGGUGUUUUUUUUUUUUUUUUUCGUUUUGUUUUUAUCUUGUUUUCUCGGGGCUUGCCCCCCUCUUGUUUGUGUUGUGUGUGGAAAUGGCGAACUCGGCAAAUACAAACACCGUGCCUAAAUUAUACAGAUCUGUGAUCGAAGAUGUUAUUAAUGAUGUGAGAGACAUCUUUUUGGAUGAUGGAGUCGAUGAACAAGUUCUGAUGGAACUAAAAACUUUAUGGGAGAAUAAACUAAUGCAGUCUAGGGCAGUAGAUGGAUUUCAUUCAGAAGAGCAGCAGCUCUUAUUGCAAGUUCAACAGCAACAUCAACCUCAGCAGCAGCAGCAUCACCACCACCACCACCAUCAGCAAGCUCAGCCACAACAGACAGUACCUCAGCAAGCACAGACCCAGCAGGUCCUUAUUCCUGCAUCACAGCAAGCUGCAGCACCACAAGUUAUUGUUCCUGACUCUAAGCUGAUACAGCAUAUGAACGCAUCAAACAUGAGUGCUGCUGCUACAGCUGCUACGUUGGCACUCCCUGCUGGUGUGACUCCUGUUCAACAGAUAUUAACAAAUUCAGGCCAACUUCUUCAAGUGGUCAGAGCAGCCAAUGGUGCCCAGUAUAUCUUUCAGCCUCAGCAGUCAGUGGUUCUACAACAACAGGUUAUACCACAGAUGCAACCUGGUGGAGUACAAGCUCCUGUUAUACAACAGGUGCUAACUCCUCUUCCUGGAGGGAUUUCACCACAGACAGGAGUCAUCAUUCAGCCUCAGCAAAUCUUAUUUACAGGAAAUAAGACACAAGUUAUACCUACAACAGUGGCGGCACCUACACCAGCACAGGCACAGAUACCUGCAACUGGCCAACAGCAGCCACAGGCCCAGCCUGCUCAACAGCAAGCUCCUUUGGUGUUACAAGUUGAUGGUACUGGGGAUACAUCAUCUGAAGAAGAUGAAGAUGAAGAAGAAGACUAUGAUGAUGAUGAGGAAGAAGACAAAGAGAAAGAUGGAGCUGAAGAUGGGCAGGUGGAAGAAGAGCCCCUCAAUAGUGAAGAUGAUGUGAGUGAUGAGGAAGGACAGGAACUCUUUGAUACAGAAAAUGUUGUUGUUUGCCAGUAUGAUAAGAUUCACAGAAGUAAAAACAAAUGGAAAUUUCAUCUUAAGGAUGGCAUUAUGAAUCUUAAUGGAAGAGAUUAUAUAUUUUCCAAAGCCAUUGGAGAUGCAGAGUGGUGAAGAGUUGGUUCUUUUCUUUUAUAAGUAAAACAAAAGAAAAUUAAAAAAAAAUUAAAAUGGACAGUUUGAAUCUUGGGACAUAUACCAACCAAAACUUAACUUCUGCAUGUCAGAAAAGUGUAGUAGAAGCAGAGCUACUGGAACAAAGAGACCUUGACAACACAGACACUACUUCUAACUGGCAAGCCAUGGAACUGUAGCACCUGGGGUUGUUGGGUUGGGGAGGGUUGGGGUUUUGUGUAGGAAAACCAUAAUUGUCAAUUUUAAAUACAGGUACCUGCCACUGGUAAUUAGCAUGUAAAGCUCUGUUUAUAUUUCUUCCUCCAACUUGGGUUCAGUCAGAAGAUACUUGUUGGAAUGAACUGAAGAAACUUCCCUUUUGAUAGAUUGAACUGAAACUGCUUAUUGUAUGUGGUUAUAUUUGGUAAAAAUUGCGUGUGAGCUUUUUACAAAAGGGUAAGAAUUAUGGUGUUGAAUUUUAAUUCACUUGUAUAAGAAAGAAGUUUAGAACUCUCAUAAUAGGUCUUAAAUAUUUUUACUUGCUCUUUCUCCCUCAGUAAUAUAUACCUCUUCCUUCCCUGCUUAAUGAAACAUCUAUGUAAGAGUUAAAGGAAGUAAUCAGUGAUCACAGUUUGGAGACAAAAUUUGACCCAGGAAUGGAUAUUUAUUUUAAUUAGGUUUUCAGACUCAUUAAAUGCAGUUUAAAGGUUUGGGUCUCAUCUGAGUGGAGCAGAAUUAAAAUGACAACUUCAACUUUCUUACAGAAAAAUUGUUUCUUUUAAUCCUACACCUUAAAAAGAAACCCCGAAGUGGCUCCUCAGGAAUACGUUUUUGUUUUGUUUUGUUUUGUUUUUGUUUUUGUUUUGCACAAAGGUACCAUCUAGCUGAAAUUUUAUGCAUAUGAAUAGAUACAAAUCUUUUUCCUGUUGGGCUGAAGUGUAUGCUUAUAUAUGUGUUUAGGCUCUUUAAGCUAAACAAACAUUUAAAUAACAUUCUGUGCAUUGAUUGAAGCAUUGGGCAGGUAGUGAGGACCUGGACUUUUAUUGAACAAUUUAGUAAUUAUAAAAAUUUCUUGUGUUUACUAGUAAAGAAUUUAAAAACUGUUAUUCUAAUUAAACACAUUUUUAAAAAUUCAACUUUGUAAUUUGAGGGAGAAAUUUUGGGUGUGUGUGGGGGGUGGGCCACUGAGUACCUAUUUACCUCUCUUUCAUUUGGUGGCUCUUGUAGGCCAUUGAUAAUAUAUAGACAUAGGCUCCAGUUUUGCACAUUAGGAAGAAAGCAUAGAAAUUUGACUUGCAUAUUAAAAAUAAGAGAAAUGUAAUAUGUAUAUUAAGAAUGCAUAGCUCUGUAUUCCGUAAGGGGCUCUAAAGAACUGUGCUGUGUUCAGCGUGUGAACGAGUUGCUUGGGAGAACUGUAGGAACAUGUAUCUUCAUCUUCUUUCAGCUAUUCUCUUUAUGGUUUAUCUUGACAAUAUUCACAUGUGUUUAAGUUACUUGUAUAUUGAAUUUUUCUAAGUCUUCCAUUUUUGUCUUCCUUUUAUUUGCCUUUGUGUUUCUGGAAGUAAUAUAGAAACACUUUAAAGUACAUUGCAAAGAAAAACUGUGAGCUAUUAAUAUUAUUUUUUCUUUUUUUAACACACAUCUUUAAACUUCUUGAAAAGACUAAUCUUUUUUUUUUUUUUUUGCCUACUCCCCACCCCAUAUACCAACUUGAUCCCUUUAACUUAUGUUCUGAACUUUGGUAUAAAUGGUGGUUUCUAGCAUGCUAGUAAUUAGGUUUUAUUUAGCUGCCAUAACUGAUAAUACGGUUUUAAUUCCUACUAUAUUAAUUUAGUUUUUUGGAGGUUUGUUUACUCCACUACACUUAAAGCACACAGGGUUUUUUUGUUUUGUUUUGUUUUGUUUUAUUAAUGAGACUGGGAGAAGAGAGGGGGGGAAUUACAGAAGUCCUAUUGUUCAGUUGUCCUUCAGUAUAAUUUCUAGUAGAUUUAUAUUUACCCAGUGAAGAAGUUAAUGACCUGAACUACCUAUAAAAGUUUAGCAGUGCUGCAGUGUUGAUGGGAUCCCUUUGGCUAUCUAGUAGUUCUUAUGCUACUGAAACUUGGAUUGCUAUAUGAUACUCAGCUUAUAUUUGGGGCUCUACAUGUAGACAAAAACAUUUGUAUUCAUAAUAGAAUUGUAUACUGGCCUGUUUUUAUAACAUUAUAUUCGAACAUGAACAACCACUGCCUUCAGAGUAACUCACUAGGGUUAUUUUGAAGCAGGAAAUAACCAUUUAUGUACCUGUGUAUAUUGCAUACUAAUUAUGGCAUACUUGGCAAAUGCUUUUCUCUUACCUAUGAAAAUUCUGAAAGCUGGUCCAAACAACACUGCAUACCAAAUUGUGCUUCAUAUAUUACUGCAUCGUGUUCCUUUUUAAUCAAAUAGUAUGUUUUAGUUUUAUUAUAGUGGCUUGAUAUAAGAAUGCCACUCAUCUUUUAUUGUACUUGAAUUCUUAAUCAUGCUUUUAACAUUUUAUUUAACUGUUCAUUAGGUUCUGUAAAAAUGUCAUUCCUUUGAAAAGACAAGGAUUCCCACUUUCAGAAUUUAAAAAUGAAAAUAACAUGUUUAUUCAAAGAGAUUAAAUAGUUCAGACUUGGUGUUAUGAAAUAAGUAAAGGUUUCAGAAGAGGAUUUCUUUAGAUUUGCACAGAUGGUGAUGGCACCUUUUAUUAAAAAAACAAUCAACAGUGCUAAGGAAAAUUUACACAAAAGUACUAGAUAAAGUGUGGAAAUGUGUGCCUUUCAGUGUAUGUACUGUUUUUUGGUGGUCAUUUGGAUAAUCAGACCCUUUGAAUGGCUGAGAGCACAUUUAAAUUUCGUGGAGCUCCGCAUUUGGCUAAAACAACUCUUUAAUGUGCAAUUAGUUUCUAGGGUAAAAUGUUAUAUGAGGGGGAUCUUUAUAUUGGGCUUUUAUAUUUUUUUAAAAGUUCACAUUUCUUUCUAUUAAUUAAAUGCCAUCAUAAUACCACAUUUAUAUUGUUGCCUCUUAAAAUCAAAGCCACCUUAGAUGUUAUUCUUCUAGGAAUACAUCAAGAUUUGAGCAGCAUAUAUAGUGAUUAAAAUGUGUUCCUGAAGAGCAUAUUCUAACAGAUUCUGGUUUUAGACAGCAAAAACGUAAAAAUAUAAUAACUUUUGUAUAAAGAUUUUCUUUUGCUAUAGAGAAAAUCAAGGAUUUGGUUUUCUUACUUUUUUCUUGGCUUUUAUGGAGGAAUGAAAAGGGUUAUCUCCUUCGAAGAAUAAUUUUUGAUUAUCUUACAGCAAUAAUGUCACCAUUACUUUCAGAAGAUAAAUAUACCUUGUAUAGGCAAACAGACAUAAUUUUCUCUUGGGAUUUCCCUUUAUAACUUAGCUUUUUCUUCCACUUGAGAAAAUUCCUAUAUUUUCAGAUUAACUUCAUCUUGAACUUUUUUGAGCUUUUGUGCAAUGUAAUACUUUAUUGAUCCAUCUUUGUACAUUUUCAUUUUAUUUCAUGUGUCCCUCCCACUUUUCUGUCUGAAUUAGCUGUUUCAUAUUUUGAAUUCAUUGGCUAAAAAUAGUUGCUUUUUAUAUUUCCUCAUGGGUUUAUGUUACAUAGUUUUGCAUUUUAAUCUAUUAUGCUAUGGAAAUUAUUCUGAAGUUUGUAUUCCCUUUUUAAGCCUGCCUUAGUCUAUUUUUUGGUCCUUUUUUAUGGUUUAAGGAAGAACAAACCAAAUUAAUAUUUUUGCUUAUUUUGAGGAACAAGAAAAAACUUGUUUUUUUCUUCUCUCUUAAGGGAAGAACUACAUUAAGUUAGUAACUACUGUUUUUCAGUUAAGUUUCCUUAAAUCAUCCAGUAUGCAUCAGGGCUACAAUUUGGGGGGAGGGGCUAAUCCUUUUUGCUGUUCUGAGCUACUAUUGUCAACUGCUGUUGUACAUACUGUUAUGUGUAAGGGCGUAAAUAUAUUUAUUAUGUUUGUAAAAUUCACUCUGUACAAUUGCAGAUCAAGGUUGCUCUUCUGUGAUAUACGGGAUAUUAUGUUUUAAAGACCAUCUUGGAAUACAAUUAGAGAACUUAGUAUUUUGAUGUACUAAGACCUAUUUUAAGUUUAAUAUUUUACCUUUGCAAAAACUUUAAUUAAAGAUGUUAUUUAAAAAAACAGGAA
This is a messenger RNA of Sus scrofa (pig), 5740 nucleotides long. It is a transcript of the gene GTF2A1, whose product is annotated as general transcription factor IIA subunit 1. Gene Ontology annotation, cellular component: transcription factor TFIIA complex. NCBI's taxonomy places the organism in Eukaryota, Metazoa, Chordata, Mammalia, Artiodactyla, Suidae. Gene Ontology annotation, biological process: transcription by RNA polymerase II; transcription initiation at RNA polymerase II promoter. The record is from RefSeq and is a predicted model, not a curated record.